Molecule: messenger RNA, 1740 nt
Organism: Triticum aestivum (bread wheat)
Lineage: Eukaryota; Viridiplantae; Streptophyta; Magnoliopsida; Poales; Poaceae
Exons: 2
Coding region: 1-1740 (579 amino acids)
Molecular function (GO): protein binding
Source: RefSeq, a predicted model, not a curated record
AUGGAGAAGGCGGAGGCGGACUUUGGAAGGCGCGUCGCCGAGAUGCAAGACUGGUUCCGCCAAGCCGAGGACGAGCUGAAGGCCGCCCAGGGCGAGCUGGCCAACCGUGAGGUGGAGCUCAUCCUGAAGCUGGCCGAUGUCGAGAAGGCCCAGAAGACGGCGAAGAAGUUGGCCGACGAGGCCGAAGCCGCCCGGACCCAGCACAAGGCCGCACUGAAGACCCAGGAAGAGGACCUUGCCGCGCGCGAGGAGAAGCUUAGGUUUUUCUAUAAAUCUUUCUAUAUAUGUGUCCUCUCCUCGAUGUUUCUCAUGGUUUCUGCGUGCAGAAGAACGGCCCGUUAUACCUACACAGUCUUGCUGACCAAGCCCAUUUCGGCAGCACAAAGGAAAGAAAACACUCCCGAAAUCCCAAUCCCAAUCCCGCAUCGCCGCAUACAAGCCGCCGCCGCCGGCACCCGCACCUCCUCUUCCCAUCCCGUCGAGGGUUCCCGGCGGCCACCUCUUCUGCCGGCCGGUCAGGAGAUGGCGUCGCCUCUGUCGGACAUCCCGGACCACCUCUUGGCCGAGAUCUUUCUCCGGCUACCUGACUCGGAAGACCUCGUCCGCACCUCCGCCGCCUGCGUCUCCUUCCACCGACUCGCCACCGACGGCUCCUUCCUCCGAAGAUUCCGCCGCCUCCAUGCACCACCAAUCCUCGGAUUCCUCUGGGCCGGCGGCAUGUUCUAUCCCACUCUGCCGCCUCACCCCUCCGCGCCCGCCGCCCACGCGCUCAACCUCGCGGCCGACUUCUACUUCUCCUUCAUCCCCUCCCACUACCGCUGGACCGUGCAGGACAUCCGCGACGGCCGCGUCCUCCUUGAAGGCGACAUCGAAAAAGAUGAGCGGCCCCCUGUUUUCAAAGAUCUCGCGGUGUGCGACCCCUUGCACCGUCGGUACGUCCUGCUCCCUCCGCCACCUCACGACCUAGCCGCUUCGCUUGAGCACCCGUUCCCCAUGGGAAGCGAGGCCCGGUGCAAGGCUUUCCUCGUUCCCCUCGGCGAGGAGGAGGUGGUGGCGGGAGUGACAACAUUCAGAGUGAUCUUGAUGGCAAAUUGCAAAACUAGUCUGGCUGCCUUCGUCUUCUCCUCAAGCACUGGGCAAUGGGAAGCCGCUGCGUCCAAGGGUUGGAGUGAUUUGGCCCUUACCGAGGGCGACAUGGCCGAGAUGUCAUGGGUCCACCCUUUUAUUCUCAGGCGCCAUUAUGCUUACGGCUGCUUCUACUGGGACUGGGUGGAAUUCGGGGUCCAGAAGUUGCUCUUGCUUGACACCAGGAAGAUGGAGUUCUCCAUUGCUGACCUCCCGCCCGGGGAAUGGAACAAGGAAGGAGGAAUAGCCGUUGUGGAGGCAGGGGAAGGCAGGCUUGGGAUCUUUGGUUUCCAUGGUAAAACUUCAUUCAAUCUCAGCUAUACCAUUGCACGGAACAAAGGUGAGAGUCCCAGCCAGUGGGAGGUAGAGAAGACAAUCCCACUAGAUUCUGGGACUGGGUACAGAUAUUUUAUCAGAGAUGCAACCCAGAGUUACUUGCUCUUCACAAGGAUAGACGCCUCAUCGUCUCUAAAGGAUCGACUUACUGGAUAUUUCUCAAUGGAUGUCAAGACGUUGCAGAUUCAGAUGGUUUAUGAGAAACAGAAUUAUCGUUUGCAUGAGACAUACCCAUAUAUCAACUUUCCACCAUCAUUGCUAUCUUCAAGGAGACUAUGA